UACUAUGUCACGUGAUUUAAGUGUGUACAAAGUGUAAACGAUUGAUUACAUUCUAACAUAAAUAUUAGAGAUGAUAUAAUACACUAUACUACGAUCAAUUUUAAAAACAGUAUGGAUAUUAAAAUUUAAUUUAAAGAAACACCUAGGAUUAAUUUUCGAGUAUACAAACACGAAAUAAACAUGGAAUGGACAUUAGAAACGUACCGCCUGGACGAAAUAGAAAGGAGGUUCGACUUUCCAUGUGUAAUUUGUGUGAAUGAGGGUUUCUAUUCUGAAACAGACACUGAAGGGUUCUCCCAAGGGGACAUCAUGUCCAUAGACUCAAAAAUGGUCUUGCAUAAAGUAGCUGCCAAUUUUGCAUACGAGGAGGAGCACAAUGGUUGGCAGGAUCCAAACUAUGUACAACUGACCGAAAAAGAAAUUCUUGUGCCAUUAAACUACAAAGGGAAACUGAAAGUGCUUAGAGAUGUUAAGAAUUUCGACAGUGUUCGAGAACUGGCAAAUGAUUUUCCAAGAUACGCAAAGCUAAGAGAGAAUUUGACAGUGACGACGGAAGAAAAUGUACCGGUCAUUAUUCAGGCUGGGACUAUGAUAGAACUGGAUAGGGUCAUUCCACCAAGUAAAUUGGUUAUUCAGUUCCAACACAGAGGUAGUACACUUGUUGUUGCUGUGCCACUGACUGCAAGAGGAAAAUUCCGCACCGAAGAAGAUAAGAACGAAUACACAAUGAAAGAAGCAAUAGAUAGAUAUAGUCUCCCACAAAUUGUUAGCUUCGUUGACGAUGAAAUCAAACGCGUCUAUACCCAGGACCUGUUGGAAGGAAUAGAAAACAUGAGAACAAUUACAGUGAAAACACUACGUCUGAAUCGCCUUCUUACACAAAAUGUACUAGUUGGACACUACAAACCUUUAGAUGAAAGCGAAACAAAUGAUACUGAAAGAUUUCGACAGAGAACCCUAGUUGUGUUGCCUAUUGACAAUCCAGAAAUACGUGAUAUAGAAGUGAACGUGCUGAAGGGUAUUACUGAAGACAUUUAUGAAGAGGUGUUUCUCGUGCGAAAUGUGUCACACUCCGAGACUGGUGCACUAGUCGACGGAUCGUUGUAUGUGGACUUCGCAAUGUCUCCGGGAAUAAAAAUAAUACCAGCCGCAGAUCCAAAAUCGGAGGACUCGCAAAGCCAAGAUAAGCCACCUCCCCGACCGCCAAAACCAGGACAUCUUAAAUCACCGGGAACAGGGAAUGCAGAAACCCGACGGAAGCAGGCCAAGAAGACCACAGACGGCGGUGAUUACGUUCCAUAUAAACCUGCAAAAGCAGACAAGAAAAGUAACUCUCCUCAAACGCACAGAAGGAAACAACCCCAAGCAGUUAAAAAACCUGCUCCACAGGAAUCAGAUGUAUUAAGCGAUUAUGAAUAUCCAGAUAACCCAAGUCCUACAACACAUGGCGAAUACUUGGAUUUCAAUUUGGCAGAUUUGAAUUUCUGCAGUACCGGUGGUCAGAAAAAUCCGCUGGAAAAGCACACUUCGAAAGGCAAAGAUUUGUUGUUGAAUUUAAAAAACAAAUUCAAGACUAAAGAUAAAAUAACAACUCCAACAGAGGAUGUACAGAGUGAAAUCAAGAAAAAGGUGACGGCAACAGUUAAACCAAGACCACCAGCACCAGAGCCAGAUGUCGACGUAGAGGAAUUGGAAAGUAAUCUCCCCGUGUAUGAUGAAGUUAAUGAGUGGACAAUGAAUGAUUCUUCUCUUCACAACUACCAGUCACCACCGAAGCCUGUGCCUAUAAUCAGUAAAGCCGGGAAAGACAGAAAGGCAUACCCCACACCGAAUCCAGUUAAAGAAAAGCCCACUGCACGUGUAACGCCAUCAAGCAAUCAUUCAGAAGAAGGUAGAAAACACUUUAAGGAUUUGAACAACGAGGAACUUGUCGAACGUCUAUACUUCUGUGAUCUAAACGAUUUUGCUGAGUUUUGCAAAAGGGAGAAACUGAAUGGAGCAUUCUUUAGUAACGUUGCAAAAGAAACCCUAACACAAGAAAUGAACUUGAAAGGAAUAUCGCUAUUAAAGUUCAUCAAAAUGAGAGACCAUAACUGGGUUCCAACCUGAAGGUUUUUAUUUCUUACAGUUUCAAUGUAAUUAAAUAAGCGCGUUAUGUGAUUAAAUUGCAAGUGUGCCUGAUAUACAUACAGCUUUCUAGUGAGACAAAAUAAUACAUUUUCUUUUAUUACCAUUAGAAAUACCCAAUAUUUCUUUUUCAAUGAAGGUAUUCUAUACCAUUAGAAAUGUCUAAUUUCCUGUUCAAAUGGAGGUGUUCUCUGCCAUCAGAAAUAACCAGUUACCUUCUCAAUUGAAGUUAUUCUAUGCUAGUAGAGAUAUUCAAUUUCCUUUUGAAACGGAGGUAUUCUAUACUAUUGGAAAUAUUCAAUUUCCUUUUCAAAUGGACGUAUUCUAAUCUUUUAAUUUACUCGUCAAGAACUAGAACGUGGAACUAGCACUAGCUGUUCAGUUUCAAAAUAUGAUGACUUUUCACGUUGAUCUUAACAAAUAGUUUUGUUGCCUGUAUAAUUAUUUUGACAAGAAAACACAUUUAGUAAUAUUUCUUCAUAUUUACAUAGAUAUAGAUACAGUUUUAUUAAGUUUGCAAAUAAAAAAAAUGAUAUAUC
This is a messenger RNA of Mercenaria mercenaria, 2666 nucleotides long. RefSeq lists its product as uncharacterized. The transcript has 9 exons. The coding region runs from base 181 to 2109 and encodes 642 amino acids. The record is from RefSeq and is a predicted model, not a curated record. NCBI's taxonomy places the organism in Eukaryota, Metazoa, Mollusca, Bivalvia, Venerida, Veneridae.